Darwinula stevensoni is the source of this 888-nucleotide messenger RNA. The record is from the annotation of a GenBank genome assembly. Lineage: Eukaryota; Metazoa; Arthropoda; Ostracoda; Podocopida; Darwinulidae.
AUGCUGAUCAAAGAGUUUCGGGUGGUGCUGCCUCUCACCGUGGAUGAGUUUCAGGUGGGCCAGUUGUAUUCGGUGGCAAUGGUCAGUAGGAGGGAAACGGGUGGAGGGGAAGGCGUGGAAGUUCUUCGUAACGAACCCUUCAGUAACCGCCCUCUUCUGAACGGGAGAUAUUCCAGCGGCCAAUACACGUACAAGAUCUACCAUCUACAUAGUAAAGUCCCGGGGUUCAUCCGACUCCUCGCCCCCAGGGGGGCUCUCGAGAUCCACGAGGAAUCCUGGAAUGCGUAUCCGUAUUGUCGGACGGUCAUCGCCUACAUCCCGGCCGGACCGAGCAUCAUGCCCACUGUCGACACGGCUUCAACUUCCAUGGAUGAUGAGUCGCAGAUCUCGAAGAUAUCUAACGAAAACCCGACCGACUCGUACUUGGAAGUACGGACGCUAGCCGCGAAGGGACCCCCCUUCCGCAGAAACGUUCACGAACUCCCUCCGGAUAAGCUGCAGCAGAGGGAGGUGACAUUGAUCGACAUAGCGAAUGACUUCGUUCUGCCGGGUGAUUACGACCCGAAGGAAGACCCCACGAUAUUCCAAUCCGUGAAGACGGGUCGCGGGCCUCUCGUUGGGAAAUGGAUGGAGACGACGAAGCCGCUGAUGACUUGUUACAAGUUAGUGACGUGCGAAUUCAAAUGGUGGGGUUUUCAAGGCAAGAUCGAAUCUUUUCUUCAAAGGUCGGAACGUCGCCUCUUUCUGAACUUCCAUAGGCAGGUUUUCUGUUGGAUCGACGAAUGGUAUGGGCUAAAGAUGUCAGACAUUCGAGCCAUAGAAGACGAAACCAAGAGGCAACUCGACCGGCUAAGAAAAUCGGGCGCCGUGCGAGGAACGAGAGCGUAA